Molecule: messenger RNA, 708 nt
Organism: Ilyonectria robusta
Lineage: Eukaryota; Fungi; Ascomycota; Sordariomycetes; Hypocreales; Nectriaceae
Exons: 4
Coding region: 58-363 (101 amino acids)
Source: RefSeq, a predicted model, not a curated record
CACCAACCGCAUCUUCCCGAGAAUCCAGCUCCUCCACAACCCGCAACGCUCUCCAUCAUGUCUUCCCAAGAACCAAAAGAGCCCAUGGCCUCCAAGGCUCCCGAGCCAGCCUCCGUCGCCACUGCGGCCGCCAAAUCAGAGGACAAUUCGGCUCCCUGGAACGAGGACAAGCGUCGCAAGUUCGAGACGAAAUCGAAGAGCGAGUUCUUCGACCCUUGCCAAGAGGCUGCGCAGCGGAGCUACAAGUGCCUGUUCCGGAACGGCGGCGACAAGGCUAUGUGCGGCGAAUACUUCCAGGCGUAUCGCGAUUGCAAGCAGGCAUGGACCGACGAGCGCAAGAAGAAGUCCGGUUCUUGGUUCUGAAGCGACGCGGAUCGAACCGAUACGAGACGAGCCGAGACGCCGAUUGAGACCCUGCCACUCCAUCGAGACGUGAGGACCCCACGAUUUGAGAGCAUGUGAAAUACCACGAUUAUUGUACAAUAGUGUAUCUGCGGCGCAUUCGAGCGGGACGGAGGAUUGAAUGCAUUCAGGAUUGGAAUCACCAUAUGGCCCGGCUACGUGUUGCCUCGUCCAGUGGCGCCGGCCAGUGAGGAUAUUUCCAUUGUACUGUGCCCCUUGAGUGAUUUUUUCAAAGAAAGGAACCGCUUUCACACCGCAACAUGCAGCAAAGACGUCCUCUCGUAGCAAUUUCACCCCAUGAAGCCA